Molecule: messenger RNA, 1720 nt
Organism: Pseudogymnoascus verrucosus
Lineage: Eukaryota; Fungi; Ascomycota; Leotiomycetes; Thelebolales; Thelebolaceae
Gene: GEL1
Product: beta-glucanosyltransferase
Exons: 2
Coding region: 224-1594 (456 amino acids)
Biological process (GO): fungal-type cell wall (1->3)-beta-D-glucan biosynthetic process
Cellular component (GO): cytoplasm; fungal-type cell wall
Molecular function (GO): 1,3-beta-glucanosyltransferase activity
Source: RefSeq, a predicted model, not a curated record
UUCUUGACAUUCGAGCGUCUUUUUUGCUCGUCUUUCACUCGUUCUUAUCUUUUUUUUUAUAUACCACUGGCCAACUCAUUCGUUGUGGUCAUCGUGUGUCUUGUUUACGUCUUUUAAUUCACCCUCGCCGUCCCUCACUCCUUUCGGGCUCGCGCAACGCAACAACAAACAAAUCCCAUUAUACUCCCCAAUCCAAACCUCUUUCAUCACCAAAAUCUUCAAGAUGAAGUCUUUCACCAUGGCCGCCGCGUUGGCCUUCGCCACCAGCGUCAUUGCCGCGCCUAGCAACGUUUCCCCCAACGACCUGAGGCCGAGAGCAACUCUCGAGGCCAUCACCGUGAAGGGUAACGCCUUCUUCAAGGGCAGCGAGCGCUUCUACAUCCGCGGUAUCGAUUACCAGCCUGGCGGAGCUUCCGACGCGAAGGACCCCCUCGCAGAUGAUGUUAUCUGCAGGCGCGACAUCGCUGAGUUCAAGAAGUUGGGAGCCAACGUCGUCCGUGUCUACACUGUCGACAACAGCAAGGACCACACAACCUGCAUGGGUCUCCUCGCCGAUGCCGGUAUCUACUUGGUCUUGGACGCCAGCACGCCAAAAUACUCCAUUAACCGUGCCGACCCUCAACCAUCUUACAACGCUGUCUACCUCCAGUCUCUCUUUGCUACCAUUGACGAGUUCGCCAAGUACACCAACACCUUGGCCUUCUUCAGCGGCAAUGAAGUCAUCAACGACGGCACCACCACUGAGGCUGCACCCUACGUCAAGGCCACCACCAGAGAUAUGCGCGCCUACAUCAAGGCCAAGGGUCUCCGUCAGAUCCCCGUCGGAUACUCUGCCGCUGAUGUUUCUGAGAACCGCAUGGAGAUGGCUCACUACAUGAACUGCGGUUCCGACGAUGAGCGCAGCGACUUCUUCGCCUUCAACGACUACUCGUGGUGUGCCCCCAACACCUUCACCGGUGCCGGCUGGGACCAGAAGGUCAAGAACUUCACCGGCUACGGAGUCCCCAUUUUCCUGUCCGAGUACGGUUGCAUCAAGCCCGGCCCACGUACGUUCGAGGAGGUCAAGUCCCUGUACAGCACUGACAUGACCGCUGUCUACUCUGGUGGUCUUGCUUACGAGUACUCCGAGGAGGGCUCCGGCUACGGACUCGUCAAGAUCAAGGACACCACGUCCGUCUCUGAGCUCUCUGGCUUCAACUACCUGAUGAAGGCCUUUGCCAGCACCCCAUCCCCCAGCGGAGACGGUGGAUACACUUCCUCCAAGGGCAAGGCCUCCGAGUGCCCAGCCAAGUCGUCGAACUGGAACGUUACUACUGCGGAUCUCCCUACCAUCCCCAAGAAGGCUGCCGAGUACAUGAAGAGCGAUGUUGGAAAGGGACCAGGCUUGGCAGGAGCUGGUUCCCAGACCUCCGGAGGUGAUGGCAUCUCGUCUGAGGGAACCACUCGUUCAGGAACCGGAUCCUCCACUAGCGACACCCCUGGAGAGACCUCUGAGGCUGCCGCUAACGGACUCGUUGCCCCUAUCGACUUUAAGGUCGCAUAUGCCGGCAUGGUUGUCCUCGGGUGCUUCUUGGGUGGCGGACUACUGUUGUAGUUGAAUUAAGUUUUUUUUGUUGGAGGGAUAGUUGCUUCAAGUCGAAGCGAGCGUACUGGCUUUCCAUUGUACAACUGCGAAGAGCGAAUGUUAGCACCUCCUUACGUAUUCUAGCCAAAAUUAGGA